Molecule: messenger RNA, 2439 nt
Organism: Orussus abietinus
Lineage: Eukaryota; Metazoa; Arthropoda; Insecta; Hymenoptera; Orussidae
Gene: Nckx30C
Product: sodium/potassium/calcium exchanger Nckx30C
Exons: 7
Coding region: 1-2088 (695 amino acids)
Biological process (GO): intracellular calcium ion homeostasis; calcium ion transmembrane transport
Cellular component (GO): membrane
Molecular function (GO): calcium, potassium:sodium antiporter activity; calcium channel activity
Source: RefSeq, a predicted model, not a curated record
AUGGGCAAGCUCCGAGCCCGGGACCGAGAGUGGAGGCCGGUAGUCGCGCUCGCGGUGCUGGCCAUGGUGACCUCCUCGAGCUGCCACCGGCCCUCGCCCAACAACUCGCCCAACUCGCCCAACUCGCCCAACUCGCCCAACUCGCCCAACUCGCCCCCCUCGACGAGCGCGCCCCUCGCGUCGACGGCCGGCCCGGCGGCGACGGCGACGGCCGAGAACGGCACCGCGGUGGACGACUACAACGCGACCCUCCACCACCACCACCACUCCAAGGUCGGCGGCGACGCCUCCGAGGAGAAGGCGCCGCUCUUCCCCAAGGACCUCUUCACCAUGGAGGAGCGCCGGAGGGGCGCCGUGGUCCUGCACAUCUUCGGGGUGGUCUACAUGUUUAUCGCCCUGGCCAUAGUCUGCGACGAGUUCUUCGUCCCGUCCCUUGACGUCAUCAUCGAGAAGCUGCAGAUCGCGGACGACGUGGCCGGGGCCACCUUCAUGGCCGCCGGCGGCUCCGCCCCCGAGCUCUUCACCUCCAUCAUGGGCGUCUUCGUCUCGUUCGACGACGUCGGCAUCGGCACCAUCGUCGGCUCCGCCGUCUUCAACAUCCUCUUCGUUAUCGGGAUGUGCGCCAUCUUCUCCAAGACCGUGCUCACCCUCACCUGGUGGCCCCUCUUCCGCGACUGCACCUUCUACAGCGUCAGCCUCAUCACCCUGAUCUACUUUUUUCGCGACAACUACAUCUACUGGUACGAGGCCCUCGUCCUCUUCGGCUUCUACCUGGCGUACGUUAGCUUCAUGAAGUGGAACCAGACCAUGGAGAAGUUCGUCAAGAGGAUACUGUACAGGAACAAGGUGACGCGCGUCAGGUCCACCGAUCAGCUGAUGCCCUCGCACCAGAGCGCCGCCCAGGCAUUGCAGCACCAGAACGCGACGAACAGCAGCGAGACGAGCGUGGGCGGGGUGUCGGGGGCAUGCGCCUCCGGGGGCGGCAUGGCCAUGCCGGGCGAGCCGGGUUGCAGCGGCCGCGGGGGCGGCGGCAGCGGUGGCAGCGGGGGCAGCGGGCACGGGUGCGACCAGGGCGCCAGCGGCGCCACCCCGGACUCCACCAGGGAGAGUCACGCUAAGUUCAGGCACGGCCUGCUGCAGCUCAUGAUCCACACGAUCGAUCCGCUCCACGACGGUCAGUCCCGCGCCGGCCAGGUCGACGAGAAGGCCACGCGACUGCACGCCAUUGCGUCGCUGAGGGUGUUGCUGAAUGUGACGAAACCUCAGAAUGGAGCGGCAACUUCGAGGGCUGCGCAUUAUUCCGGGACGGCGUCAAAAGAGACCACUCUUCAGCUGCAGCAGGGCUCUCAAGGCACCACCACUACCACUACCACGACUACCACAGCGGGGACCACUGCGGGCAUUCAGGAACUUCCAAACGGCGGCAUCGCCUCCGGCCCCGACGCCGGCCACGAAUCGGGAGACGAAGACGAGCCUCCCGAGGGCCUAGACAUGAGCUGGCCUAGCAGCUCUAGAAAGAGGCUGACCUACGUUCUGGUGGCGCCUAUCCUGUUUCCCUUAUGGCUGACGUUACCGGAUACUCGCAAACCGCGAGGUAAAAGGUUCUUCGCGCUGACGUUCAUAGGCUCGAUCUUCUGGAUUGCUAUUUAUUCGUACCUGAUGGUUUGGUGGGCUGACGUCGCCGGUGACACGGUAAGAAUUCCACCGGAAGUGAUGGGCCUUACGUUUCUCGCGGCCGGGACUAGCAUCCCCGACCUGAUAACGAGCGUUAUCGUCGCCCGGAAGGGCUUCGGGGACAUGGCCGUGUCCAGCUCCGUUGGAAGCAACAUUUUCGACGUUACCGUUGGGCUUCCGGUACCAUGGCUGCUCUACGGUUUGAUCUACGGGAAACCCGUGGAGGUGAACUCGGUGGGCAUGGUGUGCAGCAUAGCGAUCUUGUUCUGCAUGCUGCUGUUCGUCAUCAUGAGUAUCGCCUGUUUCAAGUGGCGAAUGAACAAGGGCCUCGGCUUCACCAUGUUCCUCCUCUACUUCGCUUUUGUCGCCGUCUCGCUCAUGUUCGAAUACGAGAUCCUCGUGUGUCCCGUUUAGAUAUCGGUCCCACGGGCCUCGCGCGAGCAGGACAGAGAAAGGGAGAGAGAGACCUACACACUGCAUUAUAUUGCCAUUAUGUCGCGUCGCGCCGUUUUAAUGAUUGUACAUAUGUAUAAACCGUCAGAUCUCUAUAUAUAUACACAUGACAUAAAAAUAUACAUAUACAUAUAUACAUAUAUACAUACCUGAGCGAUGUUAAUAGUUCGUCAAGGGGCGACUCCGUGUAACCUUAGGUGCGGGUCGCCGACGAGCGUUCGUGCUAAGGGUGCUAAGGGCGCCGAGCACAACCGAGCUAAGCCAAGCCAAGUCUAUUUCUCCUAGCCCUGUCGAGCUCGCUCGAAGAGACGA